AUGGAGAAUUUGGAGAUCGUCAGGCAGCUGCAGAAUGCUCUGGCAUUAAUUAUGAAUCCUCUUUCUAAUCAAAAAUUAAGAGCCGAAGCCCACCAAUUUUGUGAAGAGUUCAAAGCCAGUGCUCCGAACUGUGCAAAAGUUGGCAUCGAGCUAUCUAGAAAAGAAAAUGAUCAAAUCACGAGGCACUUUGGUUUUCAACUCAUAGAAUACUGCGUCAGAUUUAGAUGGAAUAGCAUGUCGUUGGACGAGAAAAAGUUCAUUAAAGAAAGUAGCAUGGAGCUUAUUAAAGGGGGAACCCUGGACAUCGUAUCAGAACAGAGACACAUCAAAGAUGGCCUUUCAAGGAUCAUCGUGGAGAUAGCUAAGAGAGAGUGGCCUCAACAGUGGUUAUCCAUGAUCAGUGAAUUUGACGCCAUCUGUACCUUGGGGCCAACGCAGACUGAACUAAUUCUCCUAGUCUUUCUCCGCCUAGCUGAAGACGUUCUAAUGUUCCAGACGACCCCUCAGCAGCGUAGACGAGACAUCCAGCAGGCCUUUGUCUCAAUCAUGCCUCAGCUUCUGUCCUUUCUACAUCUCACACUCAAUGAUAGCUACAGGAGUAUUGUUGCAACGAGCAUCAGCAACCUGACGGCCACACAAUCAGCUGUCUCAGUCCAGGGCAAAUUAGAAGAGAGAAUUCCACUGGUUGAAGCCAUGAUCAGCGAGAAGUGGUUGGAAAAGUUGAAGGGCGUUGCCAUUGUCGCCGCUAGUGGCGCCACCGAAGAGAGGACGUUUCGAUUCUUCAAGAAGUUGUGUCAGGUCCUCGUCACCGUCGGCACUCAAAUGUCCUCUGUGCUGGACGACUUUUUCCCCGAGAUCGGGGGUUGCCGGUAUCGGUCAGAUCUAAGUGAGGUAAUUCGACAGUGCGCCUGUAUAUCUCCUGACUGUGCUUUCAAGUUUGCGGCCGAAAGACUAGAGACACUACUCAACAAAACCGUUCUGUGUGAAGAUUUCGACGCCGGGAUGCAACAGCAGCUACCACAGCAGCUACCACAGCAGCUACUAUCACCACAGCCCGACCAUUCCUUACUACAUCAGUUGUAUCUGGAAUGGGAGUCUAUAAUUAUAUGCCUGGAGAAUGUUGUGGAGAAAGUUGACUUUGAUACGUUCGAUGAGAGACUCGUCCAAUCAGCAAUCAGGCUUUACUCGUGUGUCCUUGACUUCCGCUGCCCUGAUGCAACAGUGACGUCCUACGCGCUGUCUGUCGUAUCCUCGCUGCUACCAUUGGUCGUCAAGGAAAACAGUCUUCUAACUAGAGUCAUGGAGAAGCCCGGGUUCGACCUCUUCUACAGCCACAUCAAGCAGAUGUCUGCCGGCGAGAUGUCACAAAUGGAAAAGUGCACCUGCUACGAAGCUCUCAUCAUUAUCCACAACAUGAAGAGGAACUUUGGAGAGCAGGUGAUGUUCUUGAAAGAGAUUGCACAUCCUGUGGUCGAGUACUGGCUGUCUGAAUCUUUCACUAGUACGGUAUGGUCAGCCCCAAAUCUCAUGGAUUUCAUUGGCAUAACCAGGGAGCCCGUUGAACCGAGCUCUGAUGACGUCAGCGGUAUUAAUAGAUCUCAGAUGCAAUACUGCCUGACUUUCAUCCUAUCCGUCAUAAAGAGGAGUGAAUUCAUUGUCGGUGAUGAUAAUGAUCAGCCUGCAGUACCAUCAGUGGCCGUCGGUGGCGACUACAGCAGUGGCGGUGGUGGUGGUGAUAGUGGUGGUAAAAGUAGUAGUAGUGGUAGUAGUAGUGUAGAUCCUAGUUCACCGUUGUUCAAGAGCUACCACGAAAUGUUCAACCAAUCAAAUUUCUCCAAGGUCUACCCGGACUUCGUGACGUCAUUCAAAAUGUCCGAAGGGGAGAAGACCACAAUGACAGGUGUGCCAAUGUCCUCAAAGUCAGCUACAACAACGACACCGAGCCACAACCACAGCAACAACCACAACAACUUCCACAACAACACUACUUCAACUAGUCCGUAUAAUGUAUGUAGCGCUGACCCUGCAUCCUACAGCAAAGAUCCUAUAGAGAGGAUGCUAACAUUUUUUAAUAAUCUAUCUGAUCUUUGUUACAACAUCAUAGGAAACAGUUUCAAACACGUGGGCUACUCAUUUUACAUGUUGCCGGAUCUGAGCAGUAUGAUCGUUACGAACGUCCUAAACAACAUCUUCCUACUUCCAGAGCAUAGAAUCAAGCAAAUUUUGUAUUUCAUUCUGAAGCCUCUGGUUUUGAACUGCCCAAAAGAAUGCCACGAAAAGGUUAUCGUCCCAAUUGUCAAAGUUCUAUGUCCUUCUUUCUAUCAGUACCUUACGACCAAAUGGCAACUGCUGACAUCCAGAAACGCGGAAGAUUUAGAAAGGAAAGAGGAGAGAUCGGAAUAUCAGGAGAGAGAGGAACUGGUCGAGGAGCAGAUGAUCAAGCUCAUAACAAGGGAAUACCUUGAUUUCAUUGACUGCUUAUUCAAAGACAAAAAGCUCAGAUCUCUAUCUGGACAGCAGCAGCAACAGCUACAGCAGCCACAGAGCGACAACAGCCACAGCAACAAUAAUAAUGAAGAGAUGAUGGAUGAUGGCGAUGCUGGGAUGGCAAUGACGACGACGAUGAUGAUGAUGAACCAGAGGAAGAACAAGGAGGAAGUGUUUGGGGAUGUCGGAGAGAUUAUAAUGGCCGAUGAGGAAGUAUCCGGGCCAAUAGUGUUCACGUUGUUUGUAUCGCUGUCCUGGCAGGAUUCGUCCAGCUGUAUGAAAUCCGUCAUCUGGUGCUAUCCCGUUCUCAAGAAGUUAGUAGCCCUAAAUAGGAUGAAUUCCGAAAUGGCGCGUGACUUCUUCCAUGCGCUCCUCAUCGGUCUGAAUGUUCAUGGUCAACAUGAGGUCAUGCUCCUUAGUAUCAUGACGUCACUGGUCCAGACUUACGAGUUGCUGGUUCCUAACUUUCCAUGCAUUAGAGAUGUGCUACUAACCAUUCCCGGCUGUACAAAGGAGAAUUUAAAAAAUUUUUGGCAGCAGCAGCAGUAGCAGCAACAGCGGCAACACUACACUACAACAGCAACGAAAUUUUGAGAAGAGGAAGAGAGAGAUGUU
Messenger RNA from Helobdella robusta, 3102 nucleotides. RefSeq lists its product as hypothetical. Gene Ontology annotation, molecular function: nuclear export signal receptor activity; RNA binding. The transcript is spliced from 26 exons. The record is from RefSeq and is a predicted model, not a curated record. NCBI's taxonomy places the organism in Eukaryota, Metazoa, Annelida, Clitellata, Rhynchobdellida, Glossiphoniidae. Bases 1 to 3036 code for a protein of 1011 amino acids. Gene Ontology annotation, cellular component: nucleus; RNA nuclear export complex; cytoplasm. Gene Ontology annotation, biological process: RNA export from nucleus; protein export from nucleus.